Mus pahari (shrew mouse) is the source of this 8296-nucleotide messenger RNA. It is a transcript of the gene Adarb2, whose product is annotated as adenosine deaminase RNA specific B2 (inactive). The transcript is spliced from 10 exons. NCBI's taxonomy places the organism in Eukaryota, Metazoa, Chordata, Mammalia, Rodentia, Muridae. The record is from RefSeq and is a predicted model, not a curated record. Gene Ontology annotation, cellular component: cytoplasm; nucleolus. Gene Ontology annotation, biological process: adenosine to inosine editing; RNA processing. Bases 339 to 2444 code for a protein of 701 amino acids. Gene Ontology annotation, molecular function: double-stranded RNA adenosine deaminase activity; double-stranded RNA binding; tRNA-specific adenosine deaminase activity.
CUCGCAGAGGCGCAAAAGUAGCAGCCCUGCUUCUGGAGCCCAGACGAGGAGGAGAGAGCUCCAGGGCGCUCAGGACGCGCGGGAGAAUCUUUCCCAGAGCUUUCUGCCUAAGGAAGGGUUCAGCUUCCCAGCGAGCACCCGAGGCUUUCAGCUCAUCCGGAAUCAAGGGACGGGGCAAUUAUUAUAGAGAAGGUGCUUGCUGAGGAGACCAGUCCUAAAAAGUGAGCCUGAUACUUGAUUUGCAAAACCAGAAACACUCCCGACUGCGGCCGCAGCAGCAACACUAAGAAAGGUGAAAUUGCUGAAGGACCGGCUCAUCUCUGGGUCUCCCGACUGGCAUGGCAUCUGUCCUGGGGAGUGGCAGAGGGUCUGGAGGGCUAAGCAGUCAACUCAAAUGCAAGUCCAAGAGGAGGAGGAGGAGGAGGUCCAAGAGGAAAGACAAAGUCAGCAUACUGUCAACCUUCCUCGCUCCUUUCAAGUACCUAAGUCCUGGCACCACAAACACAGAGGAUGAAGAUAACCUUAGUACCAGCAGUGCUGAAGUGAAGGAAAACCGAAAUGUGAGCAACCUGGGGACCAGGCCCCUGCCCCCUGGAGACUGGGCCAGAGGCAGCGCACCCAGCGUUAAAAGGAAAAGGCCGCUGGAGGAAGGGAAUGGGGGACAUUUCUGCAAACUGCAGCUGAUCUGGAAGAAGCUCUCCUGGUCUAUGACACCCAAGAAUGCACUGGUCCAGCUGCAUGAGCUGAAACCUGGUCUGCAGUACCGAAUGGUGUCACAGACUGGCCCAGUGCACGCCCCAGUUUUCGCCGUGGCCGUGGAAGUGAACGGGCUCACGUUUGAAGGCACGGGGCCCACUAAGAAGAAGGCCAAGAUGCGGGCAGCAGAAAUGGCCCUGAAGUCCUUUGUGCAGUUCCCCAAUGCCUUCCAGGCCCACCUGGCCAUGGGCAGUAGUACCAGUCCGUGCACUGACUUCACCUCUGACCAAGCUGACUUCCCAGACACGUUGUUCAAGGAGUUUGAACCAUCCUCAAAAAACGAGGACUUCCCAGGCUGCCAUCCCGUUGAUACUGAGUUUCUGUCCUCUGCCUACCGGCGAGGACGGCUGCUCUACCACACACUGGACCUCAUGGGCCAGGCUCUGCCUGACAGGUCCAGGCUGGCUCCGGGGACCUUGGGUGAGAGGAACCCUGUAGUGGUACUGAAUGAGUUACGCUCAGGUCUUCGGUAUGUGUGCCUCUCCGAGACAGCCGAAAAGCCCCGAGUCAAGAGCUUUGUCAUGGCUGUGUGCGUGGACGGGAGGACGUUCGAAGGCUCUGGACGCAGCAAGAAGCUGGCCAAGGGCCAAGCAGCACAAGCCGCCUUGCAGGCCCUCUUCGAUAUCCGGCUGCCCGGUCACAUACCCAGCAGGAGUAAAAGCAACCUCUUGCCACAGGAUUUUGCAGACUCUGUGUCCCAGCUGGUCACACAGAAGUUCCGUGAACUGACAGUCGGCCUGACCUCUGUGUAUGCCCGCCACAAAACACUGGCAGGAAUCGUCAUGACCAAAGGCCUGGACACCAAACAAGCGCAGGUCAUCGUUCUGUCCUCUGGGACCAAGUGUAUCAGCGGUGAGCACAUCAGUGACCAGGGACUGGUUGUCAACGACUGUCAUGCUGAGAUCGUGGCCAGGCGGGCAUUUCUUCACUUCCUCUACUCUCAGCUGGAGCUGCACUUGAGCAAGCAUCAAGGGGACCCCGAGAGAUCAAUAUUCAUACGUUUAAAGGAAGGAGGCUACAGGCUGCGAGAAAACAUCCUCUUCCAUCUCUACGUGAGCACAUCCCCCUGUGGAGAUGCCAGAGUCAACUCUCCCUAUGAAAUCACCACAGACUUGAACAGCAGCAAACACAUCGUCAGGAAGUUCCGAGGGCACCUGCGCACCAAGAUUGAGUCUGGGGAAGGAACAGUCCCUGUGAGGGGCCCCAGUGCAGUCCAGACGUGGGAUGGCAUCCUACUGGGGGAGCAGCUAAUCACCAUGUCCUGCACAGACAAGAUUGCCAGCUGGAAUGUGCUGGGACUUCAAGGCGCUCUCCUCUGUCACUUCAUCGAGCCUGUGUACCUCCACAGCAUCAUUGUGGGCAGCCUGCACCAUACGGGCCAUCUUGCACGGGUCAUGAGCCACAGGAUGGAGGGCAUCGGCCAGCUGCCUGCCUCAUACCGACAAAACAGGCCUCUCCUUAGUGGCGUGAGUCACGCAGAGGCCCGGCAGCCAGGAAAGUCUCCCCACUUCAGUGCCAACUGGGUCGUGGGCAGUGCCGACCUGGAGAUCAUUAAUGCCACAACUGGGAAGAGGAGCUGUGGGGGCUCAUCCCGGCUCUGCAAGCACGUGUUUUCUGCUCGGUGGGCACAGCUGCAUGCUAAGCACACGGAUCCCCAGCCAUGGAGACACACCAUCCAUGUACUGUGAGGCCAAGCGGGGGGCUCACACCUACCAGUCUGUUAAACAGCAGCUCGUCAAGGCCUUUCAGAAAGCUGGUCUUGGCACCUGGGUGAGAAAACCACCGGAGCAAGAUCAGUUUCUACUAAGUCUCUGAGUGGCUAGGCUCCUUCGCCAUUGGACCAGAGGGAGAUGCCUGGAGAGGACGAAGCCGUACGGUGGUGUGGUGUGUCCAUCGGUUCUUGACCUUUGUUCUCCUUCAUUGUUCAAGAACACGCGGCUCCAUGUGUGAAUGAGAGAUUAGAUUUGAGUUUGGGUCAUGCUGCUUCUCCCUGGGCUGUUAGUUCCAAGAACCCCAUCCACCAUAGCUAGAGGUAGAAGCAUUGCUGUGUCAGUCCCAUCCCUUACUGGGUAUCAAAAGGAAAUUCUCUAUUCAGGCAAGGGGAGUCCAGAGGCAAGACUGAAAGGUAGAACUAAAGUGUAGCUUCAUGCAUCUUCCUCUGGGCUUCCUUUCCCUUCCCUUCCAAGGGCCUCUCCAGUGGUGUGAGCGAGUCUCGCCAGCACAAGUUUAUAUGACAUUUCAAGAUAAGCCACAGGUGGACAGGAAAGCCAUGGGCUCCCCGACUCCAAAGAACCCAACAGGAAUGCUGUAUUGUUCUCAUUAUUCAUUCAGACCUUUCCAACUUCUAUCAAGAAGGACUUGAGACAGACACUGUCAAAGAGCAGCUAAAGUGAAAACUAUACUUAUGACACAAAGGGAUAGUUAUCUAAGACAGGAAAGAGUCAUAAUUGAUGAGCUAAGAAAAUUAUUCUUAAACUGGCCAACGAUAGUAUGUUGCAAACAAUCCCAAGCCUAUCCACUUGAUGACAACCUCUCCAUUGCUGUUAUAGAUAAUGAGAAUCACAGAAGUGAGAACUGUAGGGUGAUUAACCGCUACCCAAUAAUCUCUCUACUAGGUAUGAGUAAUGAAGCUGAGUCUUAGAUCAAAUUCCAAAUUUUAAGUGAAUUUUUAUUAGAAAGAAAGCACACGCACACACACACACACACACUCAGUGUAAUCUUUAGGUUUGAGGAGCUGCAUGCUCUCUAUCAUUUUAGGUCCCUUGAUCAUCAUGCUGCAUGAAUAAAAUAAUAAUAGCAAGAAAAAUAAUGAUGACUUACCGUAGCUGCCAAAAUUAAAGAGACAGAAUCACGCCACUUUUAGAAAAGGCAAUAGAGUUCAUCGGUAGACAUAGAUUUCUUUAAUAUUUAGCCUACAUCAUCAUCCCUAAGAGGAAAAAAAAAAAUACAGGCAAGAAGAGGCAUGUUGCCAACCAAUGUUUCUUGAACUAAUUGUCUUUAAACACUUGGAGCUUAUUUCUAACAUUCAUCAAGUUAGUUAACAUGUGUCUAAUCUUUUCUAUUUUAAGAAAUCCCAUGUAACGGGCUGGAGAGAUGGCUCAGCAGUUAAGAGCAUUUGCUGCUUCUAUAGAGGACUCUGGUUGAGUUCCCAGCUUCCACAUGGCAGCUUACAACCAUCCGUAACUCCAGCCCCAGUGGCUCCACACAUCCAUGCAGUGAACUUAUAUAAAUGUGGGCAAAUUAUCAUAGACAUAAAGUUAAAAUAAAUAAAUCCUUUUUAAUCCCAUCUGAGAUGCAUUACGGAUUUCUGUUUCAUUUUGUUUUGUUUUUAAAGAAUAGGAGGAACCAUGUCUAGAAUAUAGGAGUCUUGAUUAGAAUUCCAGCUCAUCAGUCCCCAAUAAAAUUCAACCAUUACAUCAUGAUGCUUUUAGUUUAUCUUAUAUUGCAGAUGUCACAAGAAUUCGGUAAACAUGAAAUACAUUCAAUUGUAGCUAUCUGAUUCAAUAAAAAGAGAAGUGGAGAUAUUAAUUCCUUGGAUUUAAUAUAAGAUCACAUCACUAAAGUCCUUUGAGAAAAGAAUAUGAACACCAUUGUAGGAAUGUUUUCAAGAUAAACUUUCAAAGACAUGCAAAUGAGUGAUUCGUAUCACUUGUUCAUAAAUACUGAGGAAAAUGUAAUCUUAACUCAGGGUAAAGGCUAAGAUCAAAACGCCAACUUACAGUGAUCCCUGAUAACUUGAUAUAUCACCAGGAGGAAGCUUAGAAACCUGAGAAACCUUGAGAGCUGAGUGUGGCUUAGCUGCAAUCCUUCAACUGUUAGGCACAGUGACUUCCUAGCUGAACUCUAGGACCUGCCCUCAAAUCACUUGUAUUCUGAGCUAUUGAAUGGAGAGCACACAGCACAUCAAUGCAGUGAGCUCCAAACAGGGUUAUUGGUUAUACAAAUAAUUGGCAUUAACUUCAGGUCUUAAACAAGAUGGAAGGAGGCAGAAUGGGGCACCUCUCAGAUAUCCUCAGUGAAUACCACCACUUUGGCCUAUGCAAGAGGCAGAGAAAGCAGUGGCUACCCAGCACCAUCAUGGACUAUAAAUUCCAGGGCUAGAUUUAUGACUCCUGGUGUCUACAGUACUGUUUCUCCAGAAACAACCCGAACUUCCCUAAAGAUGAUUCUCUCCUUCUGAAAGGAGGAUUCAUUCCACCCCUGAGCACUAACAUAGAGAUUUGCUUAUUUAUUUUAAUCACAUGUAUAUAGGUGUGUGAUUGUGCGUGGGUAUGUGCAUAUGUGUGCAGGUGCCUGCAGGAAGCUGUAGAGGGUGUCAGGGCUGCUGGAGUGAGAGUCACACACACAGUUGUGAGACACCUAGUAUGGGUGCUAGGAAACAAACAUGGGUUCUCUGGAAGAUGCUUUUAACCACUGAGUUAACUCUCCAGCCCUGAGAAUCACUUGUUAAAUCAACAGGAGAUUCCUAUAUAGGAGAGCUAGGGGAUCCCACAUUUGUUUAUAGAGGUAAAAGAAUUCUUUAAUGCUACAAGGCAAUUUUAAGAAACUACAGCUUUUCCAAAGAGACAUCCUAGAAAAUGCUUUUUUUCAAUAGUUGACUAUCUUGCAAGAUACGUGUCAGAGUGAAUGUAAAAUAAAGGAGAUGGGAGGAAGGAGGCAGAGGGUCUCUGAAUCUCUUCAAUGAAAAGAGACUCACUGAAAUUAUCUAAAGUGAACCCUGCUAUGUGCUUAGAAGCAGAGGUCAGGAAAAGACAAUCUUCCAAGAAACAGGAAAACACAAAGAGGUAUUAAGAAGGAAGAAUGAAAGGCCAGGGUACAUUUAUUAUCCGAAACAGACAGGUAGCUACAUCAGGGUUACACACCUAUACCAUGUUGGGUCAUAUGUGUGCUACCCCUGACCUGUGGAAACCCAACCCACUCCAGAAGUAACCAGCCACCAAAUCUGGCGUAGAAUCUGGUGUACAUGGAAUAAUCCAUGGGACAUAGCAUCUAAUGUAGGUGAAUCCCUGAAAGGGUCAGUGGCAAAAGCGUAUGGACUCUUCUCACCUUUCUAUCCACAAAAGCAUCCCAACAGUGUUUUAGGCUGCCCUGCGUUUUAACUACUGAGUCAGUGUCUUGGGAGUGCCUCAGAGACACCCCAUCUGACGUUUCUACAGGAGUGAAGCAUAAAUAGGUGGCAUUUCUCUGUUAGUCACCCUGAAAACAAAUACAGUCAAAGGAAUCCAAAAGAAUAUGGUUAGAAUAUAAAGAGGACAUUCAGGCAUCUUAGCCACCUCGGCUGUCUCUUAUCUAUCUGACUACCCCCAAACAGUCCCCUCCCCAAGAAUCCCUUUGAUCUUUACACCCUUUGUUUUCAAAUCCUCUGUCUUCUGUAACUGCAUCCAUUGAGCCUCACUCCUAGAGUUCAGCAUUAUCUUUAUCUGUCUCCAAAACACAUGUUGCUUUCCUAUUGGGGAGGUAAGCACAUUAGGGUUUCCUGCCUGGUUCUCAGUCAGAAUGCCAGUGCCUGAUCAUUUGUGAGGCCUCCCACAGGAUCCAGCCCCACGGUAAAGGCCACGAGGAUGUAUAAGCACUGCUCAUUCACCUGCAGCAAAAGAUUUCACAACAAUGUAUAAUAUCGAGUUAUUGAAUUCAGGAUUUCCUUGAGUUGGGGGUUUUGCCAAGGAGAUUUGCAAGUCUCUAAGAGUCGUUUCCUUUUGAUUUCUGUGCUUCUCUUGGAACCUGUAUAUAUCUAUCACACUAUUAUUGAUUUUGUGAUGUCUUGUUGUCUCUCAUAGAUGGCAGGCUAAGUUGCUUUUCCAAAAGAUGCAUAGCUCAUAUUUUUUCCACAUAAUUUCCAUCUCACAGGACAGUUCUUAUUAAUAAAUUUAAAGGCUUUUUGUAUAGUGUUUACCAUAUUUGAUGAGCCAUAAAUAGUAAAUACAUAGUAUACCAAUGCCCAGAAUAGAAUAGUUAACAGUAUUUUGAUGAAAUACUAUUUUUAGAUUAUAAAUUUCAAGAUGAGUCUAUAGUAUCUUGUUUAAAAAAAAUUUAAAAAGACAAUUGAAAUUUAAAUAUAGUAGACAUUUUUUUAUUUAGGAAAACUUCUAUGAUCACUUUUAUGAAGCCAUUCUAAUAAAAUGACCUAAUUGGCCCAAAAGAUAAUAGCUAUCAUUUCUAAUAGCAACCAAAGGAAAUUUAGGAAAGGUCUUUCUUUUUAUGUGCUACCAUUUGACUGCUGUGAUCACUGCUUGCUGAUGACGUCUCAGCAUUCGGCAAACCCUGUUUCCCCAUCACUCUUAUCUAGGACAGUUUUCAGAAUCUACCAUCUCAGAGAGGACUAAGAAAUCCACUAGGCUGAACAUUUCUAAAACUACCCCAGCUCUGGAUGUUUACAUAGUUCAUGAAGGAGUGGGGAACUCAAAGUGCUGUCCCAGGAAAGGUUGUAGCACCAAAACUCAACCCUUGGCUGGGGUGUGCGGUGGAGGAGUGAUAUAUAAUGUUGUUAGGGGAAACAUGGGCGUGGACUGUGGUAGUCUAUGGAGAACUUGGAGGGGAUUGACCCCUGGGCUUUGUCUACGGUUCUGACUUGUAGUUGAUCAUGAAAACAACUAACACUGGGAACACUCAGGUAUUUGUGGCUCUUGUUAAACUUCUUCCUCAAAGUAUGAAGGUGAUGAGUGAUGUGGGGAAAUAAGGAAACAGAGGCAAAAUGACAUAGGUGGAGGCCACCAGAGUGAAGCCAUGGAGAACGGAGCAUUGUCCCAUACAGUUCCCCCCAUUCCAAGUCUGGGAAACCAGAAAAUGAGGUUGUUCAUUUUCCCUACCAAUUCUGCUUCUUCAGAUUCACUUCUCCCUUCCCACCACCACCUUCCUGUGCUUCCCUCCUGGUAAACAUCUGCCCAGUUUGUUCCGGUCCCCUGGUAUAUCUGAGAGAAGUGAAGUGCCAGGGAGUCUGCUGCUCACGGAGGAAGCUCCCUGGGUGUUCGUGUGAUAGAGUGGCUUUACAGGGAUUUAUUUACAGCGAUCCUUUUGGACUCCCAGAGCAAGUUCAUUCCAUCAGACCUCUAACCAAAAGAAUCAUGGAUGGCCAUGUCACAAGAAAUGUAAACCAAACAAUAGUACCCCUGCAGGGAAAUGUACAGUAUCAAAACCUGGAGAAAAUACCAUCAUAUUUCCCAACUCAUCUUUUUUUAAAAGGUUGGAGAGAUGAUACACCCUUUUAAAGAUAAAAUAAAAAUUAUCUGAAUUCUAGUGCCUCUUUCACGUGGGCACCCAAUUUCUAUCACCCAGAAGUCUGUGAAUCAAUUUAAAGAAAUCUUUCCCAGCAGUGCCCAGCUAAUUUUCAGCACUUUUUACGUAAAAUGAACAUUAAAAAAAAUAGUCAUUCUUAGUUGAAGGUAUGUACAUAAAAAAGCAUGAUUGAAUGGCAAUAUUGUAUCAAUGGAUGUAUAUUUGUAAUAUUUGUAAAAUAAAAAAAUCCAAAACCUUACAAUAUGAAUUUACACAUGUUAAUUUGCCUCUUCUAAGUUCUGUAAAUUGCACUUUGGUGAUACCUGAU